Messenger RNA from Leptinotarsa decemlineata (Colorado potato beetle), 1543 nucleotides. Its product is annotated as ubiquitin carboxyl-terminal hydrolase MINDY-3 homolog. Gene Ontology annotation, molecular function: calcium ion binding; K48-linked deubiquitinase activity; cysteine-type deubiquitinase activity. Gene Ontology annotation, biological process: protein K48-linked deubiquitination. NCBI's taxonomy places the organism in Eukaryota, Metazoa, Arthropoda, Insecta, Coleoptera, Chrysomelidae. The record is from RefSeq and is a predicted model, not a curated record.
GAAUUAUCAAAGUGUCACUGAUUUAUGCAAUAACCUUAAAUUCUCUAAUAGUCUCAUUUAUUGUAUCAAGUGACAUUUUAUCAUAAAUUCAAAUAUUUCUUUUAAUUAAUUUAUUAUUAGUGCAAUGGCGGAAAUUGUACCUUCUGCCAUUGAACAGGAAUUGUUGGGAAUAAAAAAUCUACUCUGGGGUAAUGAAAUUAAAGAUGACAUUUUCAAAAGGUGGUCACAAGGAUUUUAUUUCAGCAUCAAGGAAAAGUGUGCCCUAGAACAAUUGGAAGGAGGACCUUGUGCAAUUAUAGCUCCUGUCGAGGCUUUUAUUUUGAAAAAUCUCCUCUUAGAAUACAAAGAUAUGUCUUUCAGAGAAAAGGUUGAUACAGGAAUUCAGAAUCGUGCCCUAGUCAAUGCUCUCAGUGAAAUUUUGGGACAGUGUAACAGCCGAAAGUAUUACAUAGUAUAUUUAGAUAGUCAAAUGAGUGAUCCUGUAAGUGAAGAAAUUAAAGAUGGAGAAAAGAGUGAUAAUAUUCCAGGAAGACAAGAUCCAUCUGUAGAAAUUGAUCCUUUCAGGUUUCACGAACAACUGAGAGUUCAAAGCUUUCAUUGCAUAGAUGAUGUAAACAAGUAUUAUUUUGAAAAUAUUAGUAAGCUGAAAGCACAUUAUGGCGUCUUGUUGUUUUUAUACUCUGUGAUUGCAUCAAAGGGUUUAGACCAAGUCAAGUCCGAGUCUGAUACACGCGAACCUUUAAUAGAUGGAACUUAUGGUUACGGCAGUCAAAAUCUAAUAAACCUCAUGAUAACUGGUAGAGCCACAACAUACGUUUGGGAUCAUGAUCAAGAUAUAGGAGGAUUAAUAUUGAAGGGUGUUGAAAAACAGAGCCAAAUUGGAUUCAUCACUAUAAUGGAGUACCAUAGAUAUUGUACAGUAGGAUCUUUUUAUAAAAAUCCUAUUCAUCCUGUUUGGGUGGUAGCAUCGGAUACCCAUUUGACAGUUAUUUUUAGUGAUGAACGGAAAUUGGUGAGUCCCGAAACUAAAAGUGAGAAAGCUCGAAGGAUAUUCAAAAGCUUUGAUCCUGAUGGGAAUAAUUUCAUCAGUUCAGAUAAGUUGCAAGAUGUUCUCAGCUCUCUAGAACUUGUGAGCGAAACAGAGUAUGUGAAUAUAAUGAAAAAAAAACUAGAUGCUGAAAGUUUAGGUAUUAUUUUGUUAAAUGCUUUUAUGGACGAAUUUUUUCCUAAAGAGGAAUCUUCUAUACCUGAUAUGUUUACUCUCACACACUAUAAUGGUCUUGCACAAAGUAAUGUUUCUGGCCAGGUUCAGUUUCAUAUUGGUUCAGCAAUUCUGUUGGAAUCCGACAUAAAAUCUGUGUGCGAAUCCAAUCCCAUGCUAACCGUUCUUCAGACUAAAUGGCCCAAUAUAGAAGUAAAUUGGUGUGACAAUGUGACACCAUCUCUCAAUUGAAAAUUUUAUUCUCAUUGUUUCAUUAAUUCUGCGCAUUUAUUAAAUAUUUAAUUCAAUUGUUACAUAGACAAAUACAUUUUUUAUUUUGCA